AUGCCGCGGCAGCGGCCAAAGGAGCGGCCAAAGGCGCCGCCGCCGCCCUCCCCCAGCGAGGAGGAGGAUGAAGAGGACUCUGAGGAGAAUCUGUACGAAGAGGCCGAGGCGCUUCGGCUCAAGACGCCCUCCCCGGAGCUUGAGGAGCCGCCCCGAAAGAAGCGGCGCGACGCAGGCGCAGGCAGAGCAGUUUCGCCAGAUGUCAGCAAGUACAAGAAGGAGAAGAAGCGGAAGAAGGAGAAGAAGGAAGGAAAGGAAGGCCAGAAGCAAAGGUCCUACAGGGAUCGCCCACGGCGGCGUGAGCUGAGCCAGUCUGGGCUGAGCCAGUCUGGGCUGAGCCAGUCGCAAGCCAGCAUGCCUUGGCCCUAUGCGUGGCCAAUGCCGAUGCACAUGCCAGCAAUGGCCAUGCCUGCUGCGCAUGCUGCGCCAUCAAAGGCCUCGGUGUUCAAGCCAGGCGCGCCCAUGCCACCACAGAUCACGGCAGCGCCAGCAAUCCCAACGCUUCACAGCGUGAUGACAGGCGAGGUCCAGCUCUUGACCCCCAAAGGGGCGCUGGUCCUGCUCAGCGACGACUCACCCCAGCGCUACGUUGAGGGCCUCCUGCGGCGCCGCAGCGACGAGCGGCCCGCCAUCCUUGGCGCCAAGCUGUACGUCAAGGUCGUCAGAAUCGAAGCCGGCAUGGUCAUUGUGGAUGCGCGUGGGGUGGACCAGGACACGGGGAAGGAUCAGGAUCCAGAGCAUGAUCAAGCUGAGGUGGAAGAAUGGGUCGACGUACCGGUGAACCUGGUGGGGCGCAUCAUCGGGAAGAAGGGGGAGCGAAUCCGGCAGAUUUGUGAUGACACGGGUGCAGACCUGCGGUUCGAUGGAGGUCCGGCAGAAGUGGGGCAAGCCCCUGGAGCCAACACCAAAAAGACCACAGGUGGUGCCGGCGACGAUAUGCGAAAGUUCCUGGAAGCAGCACAGGAUGACGACGAGGACGUUGAGAUGCAGGACGAACCUCAAGUGCCCAAAGGCAGCGGCGACGACCUCCGCGCGUUUUUGGAGGAGGCGAAGGCUGGGUCGGCGCCGCCGGCUGGCCAGGAGGCCACGGAAGAGCAGGAAGAAGAUGAGGCAGAAGACUAUGCAGAAGACCUGGCGGCAUUCCUCCAAGAGGUCAAGGCUGACAAAACGACCGAUGCGGCACCCAAGGGCCGCAGGAACUUUGUGCCAGCCGUGGAGUUUGUUGCGUACAAUCUCGAGAACUGGGAUGAGAUGCUGUACCGCAAGAUGGGAGAGGCUGGCGUCACUCUGGUGUAUCCCGAGAACUUGACCAUCAUCGACAAGGAGGGGAACGCAGUGGAGAUCGCCAAGGGCCUACGCCAUCGCCACUUCCCCAUCCGCGUACGCUACAUUCUCACAUCCGACACCUAUGCCCCCGAGAAGGUUUCCACAGCCGAGGACGCCACGGCCGAAGAUGCUCCAGCGGCUGCACAAACCGAGGAUCCUGGUGAUGUGCCGGCGGAGGAUGGAAAGAACAGCAAAGCUGCGUCAAAGCCUUCCACACCCAGGCCAGAGGCCAUUUGCAUCUCUGGCGCAGAGAACCUUACCAAGAUGCACUUGGACGAGGUACUGGAGGCGAAGAGCUUGCCGGAGAUGGUGGCAGUCGAGCACAUCAGCAAAUCCAGCAUGGUGGUCAGCUUCAGAUCUGCCUCGGACGCCAAAGCGGCCUUGGACAGUCUGGGCAAAGGAUUCGACGAUGUAGAGCACGGUUCCAAGGAAGGCCCGGGCCUCUACCGGGCCCGGCAUGGGCUUCUGAAGUUUCGGCUGGCCACAAGCGCGGACGUCAAGGCGAAGACAAAUCGUUUCAAGCAUGCACCGAAGGAGGAGUAUCAACGGCUCCGGAUCAACGGCGAUGCAAAGGAAGUCAAACAAGCAAAGAAGAUUGUUUUGGACUUCCUGGAUGAAUUCAGCGGGCGCGGUAUGCGUGGCCUGGUUCACGAAAGGUUCCUUCGAGGCAUCGAAGAUGUCGAAGAAUCCUUCGAGGUACCGCCCGGGAAGAUCGGCCGGCUUAUCGGCAAGGGUGGUGAGAACAUCAAGAAAAUGGAGGACAUGAGCGGAGCUCGCUUGCGAGUCCUCCCAGCCGCCGAAGAGGGCGGUGAACAGAGGCUCUUGGUCUCCGGGGCACCGGACAAAGUGGAGAAGGCCAAGGAGCUUCUGAGACCCUUCAUCCCCACGCUGGGCUCUGUGGACCCCAAAGCAUCAGGCGUGCCUUUACGCAAGCGCUUGCAGGAGGAGGAGGAGGCAGAGGAGGAAGUUGCAGGCGGGGAAGAGCUGCGCGGCCGCCGCCACCGUGCUGCAGAGGUGCUAGAGUCGGCGGCACGGCGCGAGGGUCGCACGGAUGGCAGAGCAAGCGAACGGCCAAAGAGCCGGGACAGCUCCACGUCCAGCGGAACGCGCGUCAAGCGCCUGCGCGAGAAGAAGCGGGCCAUCAGCAUGCAGGAAUACCAGGCCAUGCUGAAGAAGCAAAAAGAGCUGGAUGCUGCUGCAGCCCGCGCCGAGGAGGCCGCCCAAGCCGCAGCAGCCCACGCCCGGCGUACUGCCGAGGAGGACAAGCGGAGGAAGGAGGAAGCGGCGUUGGACAACUACGACUGGGAAGAGGAGACUGGCCCUUCUGCCGCCAUCGGCCGCCUUGCGCUCACAAGCUUUGGAGCCGGCAAAGUGUCCCGGACUGUUGUCAAUCCUGCUGGCCGGCGCUUCGUCAGUUUUCAGCUUCUGGCGGGCGGAGUCGUGCAAGUCCCUGAGACCACGGCUCGGCUAUGGCUCGCCUCCGUGGAUGGUGCUGUGGGUGCUAAGGUUUCGGCUCCACAGCCGUGGGAUGAGCAGGUCGAUGGGAAAGGAAAGCCACCUCCACCACCAGGCGCUUCCUGGGUCAUUUCUGAGGCCGAGGCGCAGGGCCGGCGCUUGGCCUUCCGCCUCGCCUCGCCCGCGGAGCUCUUCCCGCGUUUUGUGGAGGCGUCACAACUAUCACGCUGGCCGCGGACAGAGAGUGUCAUCUACUUGGUCGAGCUGUGCACCACGCCUCAAUCGGUUGGACAUGUCGCCCCAUUUCGACACGAUUACCGGAAGUCAGAGAGGACUUAUGCCAAGGGCGACACCUUGGUCGUUGAAGGCUGCCGCCCAGGGUUGCAGGAUCUGGGUGUUGUGCGCAAGGUGCUGCUCGGGGACAAAGGUGCCAAGGUGGCAGCGCUGGUUGCCGCAAAGAAAGAUGCUCCAGAGUCCACGGGCACACUCGGUCUAGCCUUCCAACGUGGUGGGCCCACGGAGGCAAAACGACGUGAGGGGCUCUCCGGUCUGGAGCGAAUGGUCCUACCAUUGUUGGCGGCGCGGCUUCCAGCCAGCGCCCGAGCCCUCGGCGUCGGCGCAUCAUUGGAUGGCACCUUCUUGAGGUUCUUCCUCCGUCUCGUCGGGCAGUCCGAGCAGGCGCUGAACGCAGCCUCUUCCGGAGCUGCUGCAGCUGCGGCCGCCGUGGGCGCCAUGCUCGGUUGUCAGACGGAGGUCCUUGCCUCGACCGGGCCGGAGGAGCCGGAGGCCGAACCCCCGACCCAGCAGGCUCACCAAGAGGAGCCAAAGAAGAAGGCGAAGCCCGCGAAGGAGAAGCGCAAGACCGCCAGCGGCGCCAAGAAGAAGGCGAAGGAGAAGAAGGCUGCGGCAGAAGAGUCGUCGUCUUCAGAAAGCUCAGAGUCAUCUUCUGGUGACUUCCUCCUGGCCAUGGCCAAGAGAG
Symbiodinium natans is the source of this 3760-nucleotide messenger RNA. The record is from the annotation of a GenBank genome assembly. NCBI's taxonomy places the organism in Eukaryota, Dinophyceae, Suessiales, Symbiodiniaceae.